This is a messenger RNA of Verruconis gallopava, 1525 nucleotides long. RefSeq lists its product as uncharacterized. The transcript has 3 exons. Lineage: Eukaryota; Fungi; Ascomycota; Dothideomycetes; Venturiales; Sympoventuriaceae. Bases 86 to 1525 code for a protein of 479 amino acids. The record is from RefSeq and is a predicted model, not a curated record.
UAUAAUAAGAUAUAGCUUACUUUGGCGCAGGAGUAAUGAAACAUUGUGCGAGAGAAGCUCCCGACCUCUCCAAACUCGACAAAGGAUGUACGACGUCCGCGACUUGACCGUCGCAAAAGCACAUGAUGCUUUUCGCAAAGGGCCGUGCAGCUGUAAAGAUCUGACGGAAAUGUACCUGGAUCGGAUCGUCAGACUGGACAAAUCUGGGCCAAAAAUAUGUUCCACGCUUGCUCUCUCCUCGACCGCGCUUGACGAGGCCGCCUCUCUGGACGCAUACUACCGUCGAUAUGGACGAUUCAAGGGCCGACUCCACGGCAUCCCCAUCCUCAUCAAGGACCAGGCCGACACCAGAGGCAUAGAGACCAUGUACGGCUCAAUCGCCGCGAGAGGCAACGUGCCGGAAGGAGACGCGUUCGUGGUCAAGAAGUUGAAGGACGAAGGCGCCAUCGUUCUCGGAAAGACCACCAUGAGCGAGUGGGCCUCCACGUGGUCUUCGGCGAGCACGGCGACGAACUGGGAGUUCACGCGCAACCCGUACAAGACGGACCACGACGUCGGGGGAUCGUCGAGCGGGAGCGCGGCGGCGGUCGCCGCCAACUUCGCCCUUCUCGCCGUGGCGGAAGACACGGGCGGCAGCAUCAGAUGUCCGGCCAGCUUCCGCAACCUUGUCGGCAUCAGGAUAACGCCAGGGCCAGUUGCGAGGACGGUGAGCGACUGCGCACUUAUGCUCGACUGCAUGGUUGGCUACGAUCCUGCCGAUGACUUCACCGGUGUCAACCUGGUGGCAGCCGCGCCGAAAGGAGGGAGUUACUCUGCCGGCCUCGACCCAGACAAGAUCAAGUCCGCCAGGAUAGGGCUGGUUCGCGAGCUGUUUGGGCCGGAUUCAAACCCAUACUGCAGGGCCGUCAAUGCCGUCGUUGAGGGCGCCAUGUCCAAACUCCGGGCCUCGGGAACAACCUUCGUGGAUGUCUCGAUUGACAAUCUCAAACACCACAUGACCUUCACGCCCAACUACCUCCAGAUGUCGAGGUCGGACAUCAACGCCUUCCUCGCCACCAAACCACAUCUUCCUCAAGACAUCGCAGAGAUUGUCCCGAAGAAGCCGCAAAAGAUGUUCCUGGACUUCACCUCGAUGAUGGCGCACGGCCCAGAGAACCCCACCGAUGAUCCAUUGUACGUUGAAAAGCUGUUGGACAGCGAUCGCUUCCAACGAACGCUGAACUGCCUCAUGCUCGAGAAGAAGCUCGAUCCGUCGGCUUUUCCCGACUGCCAGGUCCCGCCGCCUAGACAGGAGGACGCGACCAAUGGACGGUUCCCAACUUGCUGGGACUUCCCUAUCAAUACAUUGCUAGCAAGUCAAGCAAGAUUGGCCGCAGUGACCGUUCCGGCCGGGUUCACCGAGGAAGGCCUACCUGUCGGCCUGGAAUUCGUAAGCUGGGAAUACAGAGAGAAAGAGUUACUAGAGCUAGCAAGAGGAAUGGAGGUCAUUGUUGACGCCAGGAGGUCACCUCCGCCUCCCCUUUAG